Molecule: messenger RNA, 270 nt
Organism: Plasmopara halstedii
Lineage: Eukaryota; Oomycota; Peronosporomycetes; Peronosporales; Peronosporaceae
Exons: 2
Coding region: 1-270 (89 amino acids)
Source: RefSeq, a predicted model, not a curated record
AUGGAAUGGACCAGCUUUACGGUAUCAAUCUCAAGUGUUUUGUCGCUACCUGAAGAAGUGAAAUCACCAUGGAAUAUGCGUUCCCGACGGUCUCUAGGUCUGAUUGGAGUCUUUGCAGCAGGCUCAGAGCCACGCAGUGGUGACCCUGACUUCGUCAUUGCAACAGGUGCUGGCUCAGGGUCAAACUAUGUAAUUGGUUCAAAGGAUGUAUCUGGCUCAACUGAUGCUAUUUGCUUGGAUGCAUUUGAUCGAUUUGCGAUUUUGUUGUAG